Molecule: messenger RNA, 1449 nt
Organism: Penicillium odoratum
Lineage: Eukaryota; Fungi; Ascomycota; Eurotiomycetes; Eurotiales; Aspergillaceae
Product: glycoside hydrolase family 1 protein
Exons: 3
Coding region: 1-1449 (482 amino acids)
Biological process (GO): carbohydrate metabolic process
Molecular function (GO): beta-glucosidase activity
Source: RefSeq, a predicted model, not a curated record
AUGUUCGUCAUAUCAGGACUCCGAUAUAUUCACCCACUCACUAAUGACUCUCAGACUACAACAGGUCUUUUUUCCACCACCGUCCAGCCUACUCCGGUUCCAACCAGCGAACUUGUUCUCCCACCAACUGACUACUUCGGCCCGACUGAUUGCUAUGACUUCCCUGACGAAUUUAUCUUUGGAGUGGCUGGCAGUGCUGCUCAAAUUGAGGGUGCAAUAGCUCUUGAUGGCCGCUCGCCUUCGCUACUCGAGAAACUUAUCACUGGGGAUAAGCCAAGGGACUACGUCACCAACGAAAACUACUUCCUCUAUAAGCAGGAUAUCCAAAGAGUGGCGGCCAUGGGUGUGGAAUACUAUAGUUUCACGAUUCCAUGGACACGCAUUCUGCCCUUCGUCUUGCCAGGCACUCCCGUGAAUAAACAAGCCAUCGAUCAUUACAAUGACCUAAUCAGCACUGUUCUCGAUGCCGGAAUGCAGCCUGUUGUGACGAUGCUCCACUUUGAUAGUCCGCUGAUAUUUGUGAAUUAUGGCAAGGUCCUUCUGACCCAUUUUUCGGAUCGAGUCCCGAUUUGGGUCACCUUCAACGAGCCACUCCUCUACGCGUUCAACUUUCAGGGUGUUGACAAUGUGGUGCAUGCUCACGCUCAGGUCUAUCACUUCUAUCACGAUGAACUGAAAGGCACAGGCAAAAUGGGCCUGAAGUUUAAUGAUAACUUUGGUGUGCCCAAGGAUCCAAAAAAUGCCAGCCAUGUUCAAGCUGCCAACCGGUUCCAGGAAAUGCAAUUAGGAUUCUUCGCUGAUCCCAUUUACCUUGGAAAACAAUAUCCGGAUUCGGUGUUAAACACUCUCCCAGGGGCCAGGCGACUCAAUGACACCGAGCUGACGUAUAUCAAUAAAACAGCCGACUUCUUCGGUAUUGACGCAUACACUGCUACCGUGGUAUCACCUGCUGAUGAAGGAAUUGCCGCCUGUGCGUCCAACCCAUCCAGUUCUAAUUCACUGUUCCCAUAUUGUGUCAACCAAGAAACGACGAAUAGAUACGGAUGGAACAUCGGGUAUCGGUCGGCAUCUUAUGUCUAUAUCACACCUACCUAUCUCCGCGAGUUCCUUUUCAAUAUCUACAAUGUGUGGAAACACCCUAUCAUCCUAUCCGAGUUUGGCUUCCCCGUUUACAACGAGUCUACAAAGGAUCUACCCGAUCAACUAUUUGACUCCCCUCGCAGCCAAUACUAUCUCUCUUUUAUGUCCGAGGUGUUGAAGUCGAUCUAUGAAGACGGAGUCGAAGUCAUUGGUGCCUUGGCCUGGAGCUUUGCUGACAAUUGGGAGUUCGGUGACUAUUCACAGCAGUUUGGCAUGCAAGUAGUUAAUCGAACGACUCAAAAGCGAUCUUACAAGAAGAGCUUUUUCGAUUUGGUGGAUUUUGUCAAGACUCGGCAACCUUUGAAUUGA